AGGACUCAAACUAGGCGAGGCAGUGGCAAAGAAGGGAUGUCCUUUAGUUUUGUUGAAUCAGCUUCAUAUUUGCACGUUGUCUUGGUCAGGCGGAAUGCAUGUGCUUCUUUGGAGUUUAGCACGGAAGCACAUACAACAAGGAUCGCUACUGUUUGGACAACAGCUUUGGUUUUCUGCACAUGUGUUUGAGUUUUGUUCUUUACACAGACCUGGAAGUGAAAGUAGUCUGUGUCACAACAAGCAGAAGGAUGUUGCUUAGGAAUAGAGUCGACAUGUAACAGCCAGUUCAAUCUUAUAGCACUCUGUUAAGGCGUAUAUCGCACCAGCCCCUGCGGACCCUGCCACAGUGCAGCUCUCAGUGAGAUGAGCUGCCAAAUCGCAUCGCCACCCCUACAGAGCAACUGGCAGCAUCGUCCACUGCCUGCAAUGGCGUUGUAGCGGCUGUAGUGUGUCCAAACCUUUCUGUAGUGGUAAAUCCAUACCGGACAAUUUACGAGCGUGGGAGAGAAAUGUUUUUAUCGGAAGCUUUUGCAACAACAGCAUCCAUCUUUCCAACGAGUUUAGCCUCUGGAUUACAGUUUGUUUGUAUCAAGCGUCAACCGAAUCCGGAGCCAUGAAUGUAUGAAUGGGCCUAAAUACGAUAACAUCAAGUGGAUCUGAUUAGGCUGCGCAGCGGUAUGUCAAAUUAGACUCCUCACUUCCAGAUUGUAAUGAGGCCACGGAGAUGCUGACACCCCCUCUGAAUCCAAAUACAUCAUCAUGCUGAAGACGGAGGCCUCGGGGGAGAGGACCUGCCUCCGGAGUGCCUCCCCCCACCGAAAUGCCUACCGAGCUGAGUUUCAAGCACUCAAAAAGGCCUUUGACCAGCCUCGGAUAGAGGGAAACUCCAAGCCCAAAGACCUGGAACGGGUGAAACAGCCAAGGGGCCGGCAGUAUGGCGGCCAUGUCAGUCGCAUUAAGGACAUGUUCAUGCAGAUGGGCUCAGAAAAUGUAACAGCCAAGGCUAGUGAUGAAACAUCACCUCAAAAGUUGGUCAAGCCCACCAACUUCAUCAACAAGGCCGAUGGAUCAGUCAUAAAACUCCAGCAUUCCUUAUCAGCUGACAAGAUUGGAGUUGCUGGAGCCAAGUUUUCAGAAACCAGGAGGCUGUUUGAGCAGCAGUCCCGGGACCAAUCCCAAUCCCCAGUCUUUCCAUACGGACGUGAUAAACGAGGUUCCCAUGAGCACCUGGAUGACUGGCGAGGUACAAGGUCUAAUCGUGGCAGCACAGACUCCUUGGACUCACUUUGCUCCAGAACAGAGGCGUCCUCACCAACUGUCAGUCAACUGAGUGCUGUUUUUGAAAAUGCUGACCACCACAACCAAGGUUCGCAUCACAAAGGAGUCAGCAGACGGGCCCUCUACUCUCCAGACAAUUUCCACCGCCUUGGAGGGGAUUUCAGUGAAGAUGAUUCAAGACAAUCUCCGGUUCGUGGAAGCUACCGGAGCCGGACAGGGGGAAAGUUUCCUUCAUCCCUUUCCGCUGACGACAUCCUGAGCCCCAGUCCUGCAACAGAGACGUCGGUGCUGAAACCAGAACCACGUGAGGAAGAAGUCCAGCACAAAGCAGACAAGUCUGAGACUACAAACAGAGGUAGACCGCGUCUUUCAGGGGUCACCACCAAUGGAAGCCAGGUCAAUGGUUCAUGCGAUGAAGAGGAGACACCUUUAGAAAAAAGAAAAUAUACUGAUGACCUCGGGGAGUCAAACACUUCAAAACCUUCAGACAAUGCCGUAAUUACUGAAACAGCUUUUGAAGAUGCCUCCCCUGAGCCAUUGCCAACCCCAAAUACAGCUGCUGGGAAAAGCCAGGAGGACGGGGAUGGAGCAAGAGAAGAAAAGUCCUCUGAACCUCCCAAGGACCAGGUGGAAGAUCCCGAUGAGGAAUACCUUGGGAAUGAGCGGGUGAUUUUUAAUGCAGACGGGGAUGCCUGUUACCAGGGUUGGGGAGAAAGCUGCACGGAUCCUGAGGAUGACCUCUACGGAGACGAUGAGGAUAUUGUCUACGACCCGGGAUGUGAUCUGACGGAGAUUCCUGGUCUACCACACGAAAACAAAGACGACAUCCCUCAGAAGAGGAAGAUUUGUUUCAGCACUGCCCCCAUUACAGUUUUCAACACCUACUCCAACGAGGAUUAUGACCGUCGUAACGAGGAGGUGGAUCCUGUGGCGUCCUCCGCAGAGUACGAGCUGGAGAAGAGGGUGGAGAAACUGGAGCUCUUCCCUGUGGAGCUGGAGAAAGAUGAGGACGGUCUGGGGAUCAGCAUCAUCGGGAUGGGUGUCGGUGCUGACGCAGGCCUGGAGAAACUGGGUAUAUUCGUCAAGACCGUCAUCGAGGGCGGAGCUGCUGAGAGAGACAGCAAGAUCAAGGUGAAUGACCAGAUCGUGGAGGUGGAUGGGACCAGUCUGGUGGGCGUCACUCAGAGCUUCGCUGCCUCCGUCCUCAGGAACACAUCCGGAGUGGUCAGGUUUGUGAUUGGCCGAGAGCGUCCGGGUCAGCAGAGUGAGGUGGCCACGCUCAUCCAGCAGACCCUGGAGCAGGAGAGGAGACAGAGAGAGCUUCUGGAGCAGCAGUACGCUCAGUAUGAUGCUGACGAUGACGAGCAGACAGGAGAGUACGCCACAGAUGAGGAGGAUGGGGGGGGGACGGUGGCAGGCGAGGACAAGAGCAUCGAGGUGUUUGACUUGCCAGAGUCGGAGGAAAUCUUGUCUCCCUCAGAGUUAGAUGCCACUAAACUCUACCAGAAGUUCAGAGAGCUCCAGAUCAAACAUACAGUGACCGAGGCCGAGAUCCAGAAGCUUAAGAACAAGUUAACGUCAGUGGAGAGGGAGAAGCAGCGCUGGGAGAAGGAGAAGAGCCAGCUGAAGGCCAGCAUCGAGGAGAACAAGGAGAGGAUGCUGAAGCUGGAGAGCUACUGGAUCGAAGCGCAGACCCUCUGCCACACCGUCAACGAACACCUGAAGGAGGCGCAGGCACAGUACCAAACUCUGGAGAAGAAGUACAACAAGGCCAAGAAACUCAUCAAAGACUUCCAGCAGAAAGAGGUGGAGUUUAUCCAGAAGGAGGAUGGGGAGAGGAGGAGGCUGGAGGAGGCUGAGAAAUCUCACCUGGCAGAGAUCCAGGGACUGCAAGUCAGGAUUGCAACAUUAGAGUCGGAGCUAAUGCAGCUGAUGAAGCAGAACGGCAUCCAGGUCAACAACAACAACAGCAACAGUGCUGAGAGGCUCAGCGCUCAGCAGAACAGCCCCAACAGAGCGGCAGCAGCCAGAGACCUGAGGGAGGGCUCUCCGUACUCCCCCAGCAAAAAGAAGAGCCUGAGAGUCCGAGACAGCAUCAGCUCCACAGAAGGAGAGGUCUCGGAGGGGCAUGGCAGUCCCGCCCACAGUCGAUCUGGUUCGAUUCGUAGUGUGGCUUCUUAUGAUGGAGGGGUCCUCAGGGCCCCUGGCAGCACAGAGAGCUCCCCCAGACGAACACUGCACCAUCCGUCCACUGCAGGUUCUCAGUCUCCUGCCAUGUCGCGCCCCUCGCACUGUGUGGAAGAAAACAGACAGGCAACAGAACCGGGCUCCACAGAGCCGUCAGCAGAGGACAGUACAGAAAACCUCACGGCUAAGAACUACCUUACAUGGCCCCACUUCUUCUCCUAUUCAUAUUAUUUGGGACCCGCUCUGAAUGAUGAUCUGAGCGCCGGCAGCAGCAGCAGCUCGGUGGAGAUCAGCGGCCUGCUGAGUGAAGCCAAGAUGUCAGGACGCUCACACACACUGAUGCUCUCCUCUGAUGAGAGUCUGGAUAUGAUAGAUGACGAGAUCCUGGACGAGGCACAGUUUUCGAAGCAGUAUCAGUGGCAGAACAGCAGCAUCACAGAGUGGACCUCCCAGCAGGUGGCCCGCUGGCUCAUGGGCCUCAACUUGGAACACCACAUCCCAGAAUUCACUGCCAAAAAUAUUGAUGGAGAGCAGCUGCUGCAGCUGGAGAGUCCUGAGCUUAAGGCCCUCGGAGUAACCUCUUCCCAGGACCGUGCCCUGAUCAAGAAAAAGAUCAAAGACCUUAAACUUAUGAUGGAGAAGGCCAAGAGGAACAGAGAGAAAGUGGAGAAGCAACGAGAGAAGCUACGGAAGAGAGAGCUGGAGGAGCAGCAGAAAGAGGAGCGCAAAGAAAGCGCGGCAGAGUGAAGUGAAUUGUUCCAUCACCUGCCGCGUUACUGUAGCACCACACCACGUAGCAUCUCGAGGAUCAGAACGUCAGUAGGCCCCACAAAUGAACCCUGAGGGACACCUGCUCAGUAGUUCAAUAGUUCUCAGUGGUUAAGCUACAAACCCAACUGUCGGAGAUUGUUGAGUAACUUUUUCACCAAGCAAAUCAAACCAAAAUGAGCAGUUGGAUAAAAAAUAUCCCCCCCGUUCAUUUGCCUCAUUUUACACCCAUCCUGCGUUUUUAGCCACUUAAGAUUUUACUCAUUUCUAUUUAUUUGCUUUUAAUUGCUGUAAAUUAGGUUUAUUUAUUCAGAGUAAGUCUGUGAAGUUAAUCUCAUCCUAUAUCAUCUUCAGAGCCGUCUACAUUACCUAUCACAGCACCCGUAUAUAUGUACAGUGAUAAAUACAGAUAUGUCUGAUGUGCCAUUUUGAUAGACUUAUGUAUAUCCUGUCGGUGAAAUCGCUCUUUUGAUUCGCCGAAGAACAUACAGGUCAGGCCUGUUGGGUGGAAAAUAUGAGGCAGUACUCGUGCCCCACCACUGGGUGUCCCCACACUGCUUACUUUCACCACUGAAGGAGGCAACACUGGAACUUUCCCACAGGAGCUGAAGCAAGUCUCACUGGGAGAAAUAAACCCUCUUGAUAAUUGCAAGAACACUGGAAGUGCAAACACUGUACAUUUAACCUCGGCACUGACUUGUCCAAUGCUUACAGUCUACAUGUACCAUAUAAAGCGGUUCACAAGGUAUGAUUGAUGAAAACUACAUAUUGAACUGGUUCUAAUGGAUACUUCAGGUACAAUGUAAUUAUGAAAUGUGUAACUUACCAAACCUGUACCAGAAAAACAAAAAAAUGUUGAAUGAAACUUCCUGCUUAUAUGCAUAAUGUGGCUUUGACAACGCUUGUAACCUGCUUUUGACCUCUUUUUAUAUUCUCUCUCAACAACAAAGUUAUACCCUGCCGCUGCCUUUAGAAAUUCUAGAGAAGUAGAAUUUUUCUGAACACUUCCCGCUUCUGUGUGAGUAUGGAAACACCUUCAGUAGACAUUUCUAACAUUUUUUUUCAUGAAAGUGUACAGUUCACCAUGCAACACACUUUGGAAUAUUCUGAAUAUUAUUAAGGAACGCUGCCAUAUAGACGAGUCGUCUCUGCGAUGCAGGACAGAUGCAGGAUGCACCUGAUACUACUGAUGUUACACUGGAAAUUGCAACGGAUAGAUGCAAUAUACUUUUAAUUUUCCUGUAAAACCGGUUCAAUAAGACUUUUGAUUUACCUGUUAGAUAAAAAAUAUAUAAAUCUUUUGAAAUUAUUUUGUAUUUUAUGCAAUUAUUGUUUUAGGGUUACGAGACAUGCUCCCUGUGUUACUUCUUUAGCAUUCCCAAGAAUCACUCCGUAGAUUUACAGUAAAUACAGAGACAUCAGAGUCACCGUGAUCCUAUCAAAGGCAGCUUUGGUUAUGAUUCCCUCUCCGUCUCAAGGGCCCUGCCUGGUGUGCUGUAAACCGGUUUAGAUGCAAUGCCACAGUAAAACAGGAAUCAUUGAUCUAUUAAUGCUAUUAUUUAUUUAUUUCUGUAUUUAAUGAACUGACUACUGUUUAUGAUGACUUAUAUGAAAAUAAGAGUACUAUUAACACCUAAUAAUGAUUUAUCCUUGAUUACUUCCUAUUGCCAAAAUAUAAGUGAACCUGCUCAUUAAAAAGUGAUUUUAGAAUAAAACUGUCGUUAUGAAAUGAAAGAUUAUAAGUUUGAAAGUGCAAAGAAAACGCAGAAAUGCUCCCUCAUCGUGCUCGUGGUUUUCCUCUAAUACAACCAUAGUGCUGCUCCAGUGCAACUCCAAUAAACUGCUCAUGUUGUAUUCUUAUGGAAUAUUUUGUAACACCUGAACCUUUUCUGUGAAUACCCCCCCCACCCGAAAACCUCCCCUGUCAGGUCAAUCCGCUGACUUCACUCUUUUGACUCUUUUGUAUGUAUAGUAAAACACUGAGAGCAAUACGCUGUACGAAUCCUAAAGCCUUGUUUUCUAUCGUGUCAGUUUUUUGUCUGAGGGCUGAGGAGGCUUAAAGGUUUACCCCCGAGGCCAUAAAGUGACUCCGGAUCUUUUCUAUGUGCUUGCCUGAGCUUGCCUAGGCAUGAUGAAACCAACGUAUGGAUGAGACCCUGGUGCUCCUGGCAGGCGUUUGAGUCAUGUCCUGAAGGGUUUUUCUUUCAUGUACGUAGAGAGCAAAAGAUAAUCACGACAAACUGCUAGCCAUUGCUUUGACUCUUAAAAAAAAAAGCUGUGCUUGUUCUCCUCUUUCUCCUCCUUUUUUGUCCUUACCUUGCUCUCAUUUUUCGCAUUCUGAAAAGUUUGAAAGGGCAGCUACCUGUCACACUGAAUAAAA
Molecule: messenger RNA, 6613 nt
Organism: Eleginops maclovinus (Patagonian blennie)
Lineage: Eukaryota; Metazoa; Chordata; Actinopteri; Perciformes; Eleginopidae
Gene: ppp1r9a
Product: protein phosphatase 1, regulatory subunit 9A
Exons: 21
Coding region: 760-4212 (1150 amino acids)
Biological process (GO): actin filament organization; calcium-mediated signaling; neuron projection development
Cellular component (GO): dendrite; actin cytoskeleton; postsynaptic density
Molecular function (GO): actin filament binding
Source: RefSeq, a predicted model, not a curated record